AUGAUGCUGGGUCGUACUGCUACGCGCACAGCUUGGAAUGUUAACCUCCGCCGCCAGCAGCUUCUCUUCGGUCGCUACGCGGUCACUAAACCUGCAGAUCGCUGCUUCUCCACUUCGCCGGGUGAACAAAACGCGCCACAGUUCGAGAAAGGUAGUGAACUCGUUCUUGGACUUUGGCGUCGCACCAUCCCACGUCUGCCGAGGCUCGCGGAGUAUCAGGACAAAGGGGCUUUCACCGAUUCCCUUAAUAUACUGGAUCAGUGCUGGCUAUUCGUGAUGCUGCAUUUACCAAGGAAGACAAAUGUUGAUCUUCUGGAGUUUCUGGAAGGAGCGCAAGCCGCAGCGGAAGCGAAUCUUCGAGCCAUGAACAGCGUCGAAUUCCCAGAGUUUCUGGCCAAGAAGAGCAAUUCAUCCCAAGUGGUCGAAAACUUGAAGCAGUACACGACUCCUGCGUAUUAUAACCAAAUGGCGCUGCAAGUUAAGAAAAAUUACUUACACCGUAAUUUCUACAUCGAGUGUGAGGCCAUGAAAGUCGAGAAGGCGCAGCUUGCACAGGUUGUGUAUCGACGUCUGACGGUACAGGAAUACGAGGAUUUAGUGGAAUUUAAGAAACAACCGACGGGCACGUCGUGUGAGUCGACGGUCGAGCAUUUGGGUCUCCUUGUGGACGUCGCUACUGUGGAGGACUUGAAGGUGGUAAGUCUAACAGACAAGACUCUUUAUGUGCAGCAACAAAACGUCUACCGAGUGGUGUUUGAGUCGCGAGUGACAGAUCCAGAAGAUGUCGACUGGCGCAUUGAAAGAGCACCGCCGAGUCAGGUUGGAGAGUACACGUGA
Phytophthora nicotianae INRA-310 is the source of this 837-nucleotide messenger RNA. RefSeq lists its product as hypothetical. NCBI's taxonomy places the organism in Eukaryota, Oomycota, Peronosporomycetes, Peronosporales, Peronosporaceae. Bases 1 to 837 code for a protein of 278 amino acids. The transcript has 2 exons. The record is from RefSeq and is a predicted model, not a curated record.